UAAACGUUUACAGUGGCUUCAGAGUUUUGAACCGCCCUGCUGAGGUUGCGGGAUCUAUACCGUCUGCGUGCUUUGCCUGGAUUGCGGAUCGCGAUGACCGUCCCCUCCCUGGAGGAGCUGGACUCCUUCAAGUACAGUGACCUGCAGAGCUUAGCCAAGAGUCUUGGCCUACGGGCUAACCUGAGGGCAGACAAGUUGUUAAAAGCCUUGAAAGCCCACCUUAAACAGGAAGCAAGAAAAGAAAACGAGAAUCAGGAUGAAAGUCAAACUUCUGCAUCCUCUUGUGAUGAGACCGAGAUGCAUGUUAGCAGCCAGGAACAAGUUGAGGGGGAGCCGGCCGGCCACGUCACCAACAUGAGAAGGCGCAAGACAGUCCACAGGAAUCCUGACUCUCAGAUGAAUGGAAGUGUGCAAACUGAAAACGAGCCACCACCGGUGUCAAAAUUGCAGGAACAUUCUGAGGUACAAACAAGUGAUCCAGCUGAGUUCCAGAAUCAAGAAAUGCAGGAAAACCAGGGCCUCAAAACUGCUGCAGAAGUUCCUUCUCCACCAGAUGAGAGCCAAGGAGGUAAUGAAGAUUCAAAGGUACCUUCAGAAAGAAAGAAGUUUCUCUACACAGAUGGAUUUUCCAAAUCUAGAAAAAUUAAAAGAACUGCAAGCACUACUCCAAACUUUAAGAAGCUGCAUGAGGCUCGUUUUAAGGAAAUGGAGUCCAUUGAUCAAUAUAUUGAGAGGAAAAAGAAACAUUUUGAACAACACAAUUUACUUAAUGAACUGAAGAAACAGCCCGUCAUGAAGGGAGUGGUGGCAACUCCAGUUGGUGUCCAAGGAAGACUGUCUGUGGCUUGUACCCCCACAAGCCAGCAGCGCUCUCAAGGCCAGUCGCGAGGCGCUGCAGGUCGGAGCACCUCAUGUGUGAAGGGGGCGGUCAAGCGCUCCACUCUCUCGGCAACUAAAAUGAAUGUCAGAUUUUCAGCCACUACUAAAGAUAAUGAACAUAAGCGUUCACUAACCAAGACUCCGGCCAGAAAGUCUCCACAUGUGACCAUAUCUGGAAGUACCCCAAAAGACCAGGCUGUGCUUGGGACACACAAGUUAAAGACCACAAAGGGGGAUUCUGUUGCAGUUGUUACUCCUUUCAAGUUGAUGGCUGAAGCAGCACAGACUCCAGUCUCCCAUAAGAAACCAGUGUUUGAUCUCAAAGCAAGUCUGUCUCGUCCCCUCAGCUAUGAGCCACACAAAGGAAAACUGAAACCAUGGGGAUCAUCUAAAGAAAAUAAUGAGCAUGUAAACAGAGUUAGCUUCCGUAAGAAAACUUACAAACAGCCUUGUCUCCAGACCAGGGAGGAGCAACGGAAGAAACAUGAGCAAGCACGAAAGGAGAAGAAAGCAAAGGUUUUGGGAGCUCGGAGGGGCCUCAUUGUGGCUGCAGAUUAAUAGCUUUUUAGCAUUCUGUAAAUAUUCCUUUAUUCUGAACCUUUUUUUUGUAAAUACUUUCAUACUGUCCUCCCCACUUUAGUCGAGAUCUUUUUCCGCUCUUAACUUUGUUUAUAAUGUGUACUGUUGGUAGGUUCUUCACAUGCUACUCUGAAAAGAUGUUAUUACCUUAGAGCUCACAAAUUCUGCAAAAUGUUUUUAACCUAAGUCCCUGUACAGUUCAGUUUUCUAUAGAUUUUUGACCAAAUUUUUAAUGUCAAAUUCCCUCUGCUGGCACUAACAUGAACAAAACUGCAUUUCUCUUCUAGGCAAAAGCAUUUACCUGAUGGUAGCUAGUUGUACCACAGGCUUUAGUAGAAAUUGAACAAUAAUAACGUGUUAUGAAUACGGUAAGCUGGGAAAAACCGUCACUUCAUCCCUAGAGAAUCUAGCAGUCUUAGUGAAUCUGUGGGCCAUAUGGGUCGAUCAUGGCAUCAGUAUUUUUACCUAUGUGAAGUGUUGUGCUCAAGCUCAUGUGCACCUUUGUUCAGAUCACGUCAUGUAAUCUGCAUCCGUCACUCAAUAGAUUCUGAAAAACUAUAGCUCAUUCUAGCCUUGCUUAUUUAAAAAUACACAGGGGCAUACUGCAAUUUGAGGAGUGCUGCUUUAAGGAUUACUAUGCUCUGUCAAACUUAAAUCUUAUUCAAUUUAUGGGCAAGAUUAGCAUGGCUUAGUAUCAUAUCGAUGUUUGUUGCACCUAAGUAGAGCUUCUGAGUUUUGUACUGCUUAAGAUUUUCAUAAAUAAAUUUUUUUUCUCAUGG
Rhinolophus ferrumequinum (greater horseshoe bat) is the source of this 2237-nucleotide messenger RNA. RefSeq names its product nucleolar and spindle associated protein 1 (gene NUSAP1). Gene Ontology annotation, molecular function: microtubule binding. The record is from RefSeq and is a predicted model, not a curated record. Gene Ontology annotation, biological process: establishment of mitotic spindle localization; mitotic cytokinesis; mitotic chromosome condensation. The transcript has 11 exons. Gene Ontology annotation, cellular component: mitotic spindle; nucleolus; microtubule. Bases 94 to 1437 code for a protein of 447 amino acids. Lineage: Eukaryota; Metazoa; Chordata; Mammalia; Chiroptera; Rhinolophidae.